Messenger RNA from Prorocentrum cordatum, 1746 nucleotides. NCBI's taxonomy places the organism in Eukaryota, Dinophyceae, Prorocentrales, Prorocentraceae. The record is from the annotation of a GenBank genome assembly.
AUGGCGGCGGCGCGGGCCAUCCGCGCCGCGCUCGCGGCGGCCAGCUGCGGGGCGGCGCGGGCCCUGCACGCCGCCCUCCGCGGCCAGCUGCAGGGUGCCCUCGGGCCCUCGGGCGGCUUCGGCGGCGCGGCGGCGAAGGAGGUGCCUUCCGCGGUUGAGACGGAGCUGGAAAACAGGAAGAGGGAGUUAGACCGGAUCCAGGAUGACGCGGCCGAUGUCGGCGCGGUCGCCUUGGUCAAGCAGCGCCGCCUUCAGAACGAGAAGGGCAUGUGGCUGAGCGGCAAGAAGCGGCAGGCCUUGUCCAACUAUUUCGAUGCCCAGUACCUUGGCUUCAUGGAGAUAGGAGGCCAGACCAUCGCAGGCAUCUUUGACACGGGCUCCCAUUCCUUGGUCGUCUUCUCCGAUCUCUGCAAGACGUGCGGCCAGGCGGCCAGAUACAACCCUGCCCUCAGCGCGCACCACACCCAAGGGGAGGUCACGUACGAACUGGAGUACGGCAGCGGCACCGUGGCCACGCAGGAGGCCUUCGACAUGGUCUCGGUCGGGCCCUACGCGCCCAGAAACCAGUCCCUCUGGGAGGUCGCCGAUGCUGACAUGCAGGUGCUGGCCACGUCGGCGUUCCAGGCCAUCGUCGGCCUCGGCCCCCCGGAGGCGCCCGCCGUGUAUGCCGAAGAGGACCUGGCGCACCUGCGCGACAACAUGUCCAGCUACAUAAGAGCGGGGCUGCCGGUGCCUGUGGACCUGGUGAGCAGGGAGGCGCACACGGCAGGCGUCGCGGCGGAGAUGCGGUCGAAGGCCACGAUGCUGGAGACGUUCGAGUCGAGGAUGUUCUCGGUUUGCAUCGGCAGGCAGCCUAACUCGAACGGCUACCUGGUCUGGGACGACACCGCGCCGCUGGUGAAACCCGAGUACUUCCAGCGCUUGCAAGUGUUUGGCAACCGCUCCUGGAGCAUGACGCUGGAUGAGCCCACGCUUACGUACAACCCAGCAGCCAAAGACAGACAGCUCAACGGGGACGACAAAUACGAAGGCCGAAUGCUCGGCUGCGAGACCGGGUGCGCGGCGCUUCUUGACAGCGGCACGUCGCUCCUAGCGCUACCUGGAUCCGUGAUCAACGCGCUCGUCCAACUCACGCUCGAAGCUGAGUUUAACUGCAGCGACAUGUGGCAGCUGCCUUCGAUAAAGGUCACGCUCGGCGGCCACGAAGUCAUCCUGCCGCCCGACACCUACAUCUCGGAAGUGGCCAGCAGCCUGGAAGUGCCAGAACAUCUUCAGAGUUUCGUGCGCCUUCGACGCUUUCAGAGGCUCGCACCCGCGAAGGCCGAGGGCUCGCAGGAUUUCGGGCCCUGGAGGGGCUCGCGGGUGCACGGAUCUUGGAGGGACUCGGGAUCCCAGCGGCCAGGGGCUUCUUGCGAGCUCAUGGUGAUGGAGGCCACUGCGUCCUCCGUCCACGGCCCACUUUGGAUCCUGGGCUUGCCCUUCUUCCGGCAGUACUACACCACCUUCGAGGUCUCAGGCCGCUCCAGCAAGAGCCGAGCCGUGCACAUCGCGAAGGCUUCCGACACUUGCCAUCCAGCCCCCCCGGAUGAAAAUCCCAAGUUUCCCCCGCGGGAGCAGUUGUACAAACGCCUCGUCAACCCGAGCAAGCUCUGGGUGGCGCCAUCGACCUACAGUCAGCCCUCAGUUCUGGCUACGUCGACUUAUGAGGUGCCUGGCACCGUGCUCCCCCGAUCGCUGCCCCCGUGA